Molecule: messenger RNA, 1356 nt
Organism: Ilex paraguariensis (yerba mate)
Lineage: Eukaryota; Viridiplantae; Streptophyta; Magnoliopsida; Aquifoliales; Aquifoliaceae
Source: the annotation of a GenBank genome assembly
AUGUGCAGAAAAAAGAAGGAGGUUCUUGAGGGAGAUGGAGGUGUAGUGGAGAAAGGACCUAUUUCUUUGGAGGAAAAGGGAAAUGCUCAUGAGGAAGGAGCUAUUACUAGAGAUAAGGAAAACGAUUUUGUCCAAGUGGUGCAUAAGCAUAAGGGGAAAAAAGAUUUUAGGCAGAAAUCUGUUGGCAAUGAGAGGGGAGUUGGGAAUAAAUUUAGUGUUUUGGCUGUGAAUGAUGAAAAUGUUUUGGAAAGAGGGGAUGGUUCUCAUGAGGCUCCUUUAUCUGUUGAAGAGGUAGGGAUCAAUAAUUCUCAAAAUGAGGAUCCUAUGCUAAAAAGAGGCAACAUGUGGAAUUGUAGGGGUGGAGGGCGCAAAAAAGUUUAUACAGACGAGGAUGACGACUAUCUUACUAAUGGAACUCUUGAUACCCCUAUUGAUUGGGUCACGGGUUUGUCCAAUAUACGCCAGAGGGACCUUCCAAGCUUUAUCCAAACAACCAAUCCCAAUGACAUCAUGUUCCAUUUUAUGAGACUAGAAACAGAGGAUUGUCUAAAAGCUCCUGCCAUAAUUUUCAACAACUUUGAGGAACUUGAGCGUGAAGCCUUACAAGCUGUCGUUUCUAAAUUCAAUUUUCCAAACAUUUAUCCAAUUGGGCCUCUUUCCUUGCUAGAACAAAAGUAUGUCCCUAAAAGCCUAUCCGAGUCGCUCAAUUCAAGUUUUUGGAAGCAGGACUCAAAAGUUUUCGACUGGCUAGAGAGCAGAGAACCUGAAUCUGUUUUGUACGUGAACUAUGGAUGCGUGGCAGUGAUGUCAACCCAGCAUUUUCGAGAAUUGGCAUGGGGGCUUGCAGAUAGUAAGCAGUCAUUUUUAUGGGUUAUUAGACCUGAUGUCGUGAAAGAUGGAGAGGCAGUGUUGUCUGAAGAAUUUAUGGAGGAGAUCAAGGAUAGAGGAUUGCUUGUGAGCUGGUGUGCACAGGAGAAGGUUCUAGGCCUUCCUGCUGUUGGUGCAUUUUUGACACAUUGUGGUUGGAACUCUAUGACUGAAACUGUGGUUGGUGGUGUGCCUGUGAUCUGUUGGCCUUUCUUUGCUGAUCAACAAACGAAUAGCCGCAUUGCCUGCACUAAAUUGGCGAUGGGGAUGGAAAUCAAUCCCGAUGUGAAGCGCGACGAAGUUUCAUCGCUGGUUAGGGAAAUGAUGAGAGGGGAGGAAGGUAAGCAAAUGAGGAUAAAUGCUAAAGAGUGGAAACGCAAGGCAGAAAUAGCUACUGAUGUUGGGGGGUCAGCUUAUACCAACUUUGAUAAGCUCAUCAAGGAGGUUCUUCUUAGUGAAAAUUGAGCUAUUAAUAAAGGCCAAUCGAGA